Spirodela intermedia is the source of this 1512-nucleotide messenger RNA. NCBI's taxonomy places the organism in Eukaryota, Viridiplantae, Streptophyta, Magnoliopsida, Alismatales, Araceae. The record is from the annotation of a GenBank genome assembly.
AUGAGCCACCAGCGCAGCAAUCUCCAGAAAACCAUGCCGCAAGAUGGCGGUCCGAUUGGGCCAUGGCCGCGGCAAGUCGACUGCGAGGGGGUCAUCGUCCCAGAGCUUCGGAAGCAGGGGGCGAUCGCCCUCCCUUUGGUCGCCAUGAACUUAGCCUGGUUCGCCAAGAUCUCUGUGACGACGAUGUUCCUCGGCCGGCUCGGCGAGCUGCAGCUUGCCGGCGGCUCGCUGGGAUUCUGCUUCGCCAACGUUACGGGUUUGUCGGUGCUGGCGGGUCUCUGCGGCGCUAUGGAGCCCAUCUGCGGACAAGCACACGGGGCCGGCAACUACCGGCUGCUUCGCAAGACGCUGGUCAUGGGGACCAUUCUUCUGCUGUCGGCGGCCGUGCCCAUCUCCUUCCUCUGGCUGAACAUCGACAAGCUCCUGGUCCUCGUCGGUCAGAAGAGGGAGAUCGCCGCUGUUGCUAGGGUUUACGUGGCGUAUCUUCUCCCCGACCUCGUAGUGACCGCCUUCCUCGCGCCUCUCAAGGCUUACCUGAGCGCCCAGGGGGUCACCCUCCCCAUCCUGUUCAGCUCGGUGGCCGCUCUGGCAUUGCACGUUCCCAUCAACGUGGUGCUGUUCAAGGCGUGGGGUCUCCGCGGUGUCUCCGCCGCCGUCUGGCUGACGGAUCUCUCCACGGCGUUCAUGUUGGGGUCGUAUGUGGUGGUGGCAGAGAGGAAGCGGAAGAAGACGGAGGGUCCCAAGGAGGGUGGAGGGUGGUGCGACCAGAAGCUCGGGGAGUGGCUACAGCUGCUGAGGCUCUCCGGGCCCUGCUGCUUCACUACGUGCCUCGAAUGGUGGUGCUACGAGAUCCUCAUUUUGCUCACCGGGAAACUCCCCCACUCGCAGAGAAUGAUCUCGGUACUCGCCGUGGUGUUCAACUUCGACUACCUGCUGUACGCGGUGAUGGUCUCCCUUGCCACCUGCGCCUCCGCGAGGGUCUCCAACGAGCUUGGGGCGGGGAACUCUGCUGCCUCCCGUAUGUCCGCUCGUGUGUGCCUGGGCGUGAGCCUGGUGGUAGGUUGCCUCGCCGGCGCCGCCAUGGCCGGCUCGAGAGGCUGGUGGGCGUCCCUGUUCAGCCGCGACGACGGGGUGGUGGAAGGGGUUAGGAAGAUGAUGCUGUUGAUGGCGCUGGUAGAUGUCGUGAACUUCCCUCUGGCGGUCUGUGGAGGGAUCGCGCGGGGGACGGCUCGGCCAUGGCUGGGGGUGUACGCCAACCUUUGCGGCUUCUAUCUCGUUGCCUUGCCGUUAGCUGCUGUGCUCGCGUUUAGGGUUAGGUUAGGGGUGGGAGGGCUGCUACUGGGCACCCUCGUGGGUGUGUGCACGACAACCGCGUUGCUGUUGGUGCUCGUGUUGAGGACUGACUGGGCAGAGGAAGGUAGGAAGGCGCAGGAACUGGUUGGCGGUGCAGGUGGAGCGAUUGGAGAUGGACAUAUCGUGUUUGCCGAGGAGACCAAAGUUGAACAGGCAUGA